GGACUAGGAUAGUUGAUCACACUUAGUCUCUCAGAUAUAUAAUCCUCUUCUGUCCUCCUCUUCCCAUCCAUUUUCUUUCCAGUCUAUUCGGUUUGCCUUUGCACGGUGGGAACUAAUAAUAAUCUUUCCUUUACAUCCUACCAUCCACCAUCGCAAUGGCUCACGGAGACGUUGAGAAUGGCGCUUCGGCGGCCAGACCUGAGUACGAAGACGAAAAGCUCGGAGAAUAUGGUCAACUCGUACGAUAUAUUUCAAAAUACAAGGGAAGAGAAGAGGGUGAAAAGGCUGCUGCCGAGGAAGAGGAGAACGCCCCUAAGAAGAAGGGGGGUCUCUUCAGCAAGAAGAAGACUGGCAGUAGUGAUGGAGCUGGGUUCGAGACUCCAGAUGACUGGCUCAACACCGGUAUGCGCCAGGGUCUCUCUGCCCAAGAGGUAGAAAUCCGACGCAAGAAGACUGGAUGGAACGAAUUGACUACUGAGAACGAGAGCUUGUUCAUCAAGUUCAUUGGUUUCUUCAGAGGUCCUGUACUCUAUGGUUAGUAAAUCCUUAUUUCCACAGGGAUGAAUUGUUCUAACAUCGGCUACAGUUAUGGAAAUUGCUGUCCUCCUCGCCGCCGGUCUGCGGGAUUGGAUUGAUUUCGGUGUCAUUAUCGGUAUUCUUAUGCUUAACGCUGUUGUCGGUUGGUACCAGGAAAAACAAGCUGCUGACGUCGUCGCCAGUUUGAAGGGUAUGUCAUUACAUCAAUCCAUCCGAUAUAAUCUCAUUGCUGACUUCAAUCGCAGGUGAUAUUGCUUUGAAGGCUACUGUUGUUCGUGACGGCGCUGAAGUCGAGAUCUUGGCUCGUGAAUUGGUCCCUGGUGACAUCGUAAGUUACACCACAUGGACACAGCAUCAGUCCUCAAUCACAUUACUAACUCUUCUAUCAACAGAUCGUUAUUGAGGAUGGACACGUUGUUCCCGCCGACGCUAGAAUUAUCUGUGCCUAUGACGACCCUAACGGAUACGAAAAUUAUCAACAAGAACUUCUCAACCAACGCAGCCACGAAUUGAGCGAAAAGGAAGAAGAUGAUGAUGAUGAUGCUCACGGAGGCAAGCACGGUUCUGGUUACGCUCUCCUCGCCAUCGAUCAAUCUGCCAUGACUGGUGAAUCCUUGGCUGUUGACAAGUACGUCGCUGAUGUUAUCUACUACACAACUGGUUGCAAGCGUGGAAAGGCUUAUGCCGUUGUCACUCACGGUGCUCGCAUGUCCUUCGUUGGUCGUACUGCUUCUCUCGUCACUGGUGCCAAAGAUCAAGGUCAUUUCAAGGCUAUCAUGAACUCCAUCGGUACCUCUUUGUUGGUUUUGGUCGUCGGCUGGAUCUUGAUUGCCUGGAUUGGUGGUUUUUUCCAUCACUUGCAACUCGCUACCCCAGAACACUCUUCCGUCAACUUACUCCAUUACGCUCUUAUCCUCUUGAUUGUCGGUGUUCCAGUCGGUCUCCCAGUCGUUACCACCACCACUCUCGCUGUCGGUGCUGCUUACCUUGCUGAGGAGAAGGCCAUUGUCCAAAAGCUUACUGCUAUUGAGUCCCUUGCCGGUGUUGACGUUCUCUGCUCUGACAAGACUGGUACUCUCACUGCUAACCAAUUGUCUAUCCGUGAACCAUUCGUCGCUGAAGGUGUCGAUGUCAACUGGAUGAUGGCUGUCGCCGCUCUCGCUUCUUCCCACAAUGUCAAGUCUUUGGAUCCUAUCGACAAAGUUACCAUUCUCACCCUCAAGCGUUACCCAGCUGCCCGUAAGAUCCUUGAACAAGGCUGGAAAACCGAGAACUUCACUCCUUUCGACCCUGUCUCUAAGCGUAUUACUGCUAUCGUUACCAAGGAUGGUGUCACCUGGACUUGUGCCAAGGGUGCUCCCAGCGCUAUCUUGAGAAUGUCUGAAUGUUCCGUUGAGGUUGCCAGUAUGUACAAGGCCAAGGCCGGUGAAUUCGCUCGUCGUGGUUUCCGUUCUCUCGGUGUUGCUGUCAAGGAAGGUAAUGGACCAUGGCAAUUGCUCGGUAUGCUUCCUAUGUUCGACCCUCCCCGUGAGGAUACCGCUGCUACCAUCGCCGAAGCUCAAGUUCUUGGUCUCUCCGUUAAAAUGUUGACUGGUGACGCUAUCGCUAUCGCCAAGGAAACUUGCAAGAUGUUGGCUCUCGGUACCAAGGUUUACAACUCUGACAAACUUAUCCAUGGUGGUCUUACUGGUACUACUCAACACGAUUUGGUCGAGCGCGCCGAUGGUUUCGCUGAGGUUUUCCCUGAGCACAAGUACCAAGUCGUCGAGAUGUUGCAACAACGUGGACAUUUGACUGCUAUGACUGGUGAUGGUGUUAACGACGCUCCUUCUCUCAAGAAAUCCGACUGUGGUAUUGCUGUCGAAGGUUCAACUGAAGCUGCUCAAGCCGCUGCUGAUAUCGUCUUCCUCGCUCCUGGUCUUAACACUAUCGUCUCUGCCAUCAAGAUCGCUCGUCAAAUUUUCCAACGUAUGAAGGCUUAUAUCCAAUACCGUAUUGCUCUCUGUCUUCACUUGGAAAUCUACUUGGUUACUUCUAUGGUUAUCAUCAACGAGACUAUCCGUGUCGAGCUCAUCGUCUUCCUUGCCCUCUUCGCUGAUUUGGCCACCAUUGCCGUCGCUUAUGACAACGCUCACUUCGAACAACGCCCAGUCGAAUGGCAAUUGCCAAAGAUUUGGAUCAUUUCCGUCGUCCUCGGUAUAUUGCUUGCUCUCGGUACCUGGGUUAUGCGUGGUGCUCUCUUCUUGCCAAACGGUGGUUUCAUCGAGAACUUCGGAUCUAUUCAAGGUAUGCUCUUCUUGGAAGUGUCUCUCACCGAGAACUGGCUCAUCUUCGUCACCCGUGGUGGUAACACCUGGCCAUCGUGGCAAUUGGUUAUCGCCAUCUUCUUGGUCGAUGUCAUCGCUACCCUCUUCUGUGUCUUCGGUUGGUUGUGCGGUAAUGCUGGUGAGCAAUCUGACCCAGCUACCAAGAACAUGCUCCUUUCCGAGAACGGCCACACCUCUAUCGUCACUGUCGUCAUCGUUUGGGGUUUCUCUAUAGGUGUCACCAUCGUCACUGCCAUUGUUUACUACUUGAUGAACCAAUGGUCGUGGUUGGACAACCUUGGACGUGCCAGACGCAGCCACGCUGAUACUCAAUUGGAGAACAUCAUUGCCCACCUUUCCAAGGUCGCCAUUGAACACUCCCAAGUUGACGGUAUCCACCGUUACCACAUUGUGCAAAAGCAAGCUGAGGUUGAGGAUGAUGAUUAGAUAUCACGUUAAUGAAUUGGGUACCACUCUCUUGAAUAGACAAGACAGUUGGAAAAAGCAAGAAAAAUAUCAAAAAAGCCACAAAAAAUUUGACACUUUCAUCUGGAGAACUUGGAGAAGAAAGGCGUUCCUAAUAUCCCCUCGUCAUCAUUGAUCCGACACUGUCAAUGUGGUCACGAAACAUGUCAACAUAGCCUGCCCGUACGGAGCUGCGAACUUCAACGUUUCAACACCACCACCGCCUUUGUCGUCAUACACCUUUAAUUGUCGCCUACCUUAAUCCAUAACUCUUUUACACCUUAUAGACCUUUAUUACGAGAUGCGAGAUUUCUUUAUGUUUUAUGUUUUAUGUUUGAAUAGUACUCUAUAUCAUAGAUGGGUAAAUGGGUUGGGAUAUUCCAGGGAUGUGUUUAUGUCACAGAGAAGAAGAGGAUGAUAAGAUGUAUAUACUGAGAAAUGGAACGACUUCAUUACAUUAUCCUGAU
This is a messenger RNA of Sclerotinia trifoliorum, 3775 nucleotides long. Lineage: Eukaryota; Fungi; Ascomycota; Leotiomycetes; Helotiales; Sclerotiniaceae. The record is from the annotation of a GenBank genome assembly.